Ylistrum balloti is the source of this 1164-nucleotide messenger RNA. Its product is annotated as ceramide synthase 4-like. Gene Ontology annotation, biological process: ceramide biosynthetic process. The transcript is spliced from 10 exons. Lineage: Eukaryota; Metazoa; Mollusca; Bivalvia; Pectinida; Pectinidae. Gene Ontology annotation, molecular function: sphingosine N-acyltransferase activity; DNA binding. Bases 1 to 1164 code for a protein of 387 amino acids. The record is from RefSeq and is a predicted model, not a curated record. Gene Ontology annotation, cellular component: membrane.
AUGGAAAGCUUUUCCGAAUGGUUUUGGGAUGAAAAGUUCUGGCUGACACCGGGCAUAAAAUGGGAAGAUUUAAGGUCAAAGACGCCAGGAGUUUACUAUGGACAAUUUUCAGAUAUCGGUCUGCCCUCGAUUCUCAUGGGCUUACUAAUGACUGUCAUAAGGUUCGCGUGUUUUAGGUUAAUAUUUAUUCCCUUUGGGAAACAGUUUGGAAUCCGUGUCAAAAGACCAAGGAAUGCUGUGCCUAAUCCAAUCUUGGAAGUAGAAUAUAAAAAAUCUAAAUUUCCGAAAGAACCAGUAAUAGAGAGCCUGGUAAAGAAGACCAGUUUAACAGAACGAGAAAUUCAACGAUGGUUUCGCGUCCGUAGACAACAGGGGUCACCUGGUAAUAUGCAGAAGUUUUGUGAAUGUUGCUGGAAUUUCCUGUUCUAUGGGUCUAUUUUUAUUUACGGAGUGAUCGUUCUAUGGGAUGAACCAUGGUUUUGGGAAACCAAGUACUGUUUUAUAGACUGGCCUUAUCAGCAUAUCUCUGAUGGCCUGUAUUGGUAUUAUAUGUUGGAGAUGGGAUAUUACUGGGGACUGCUUUUUUCUCUCAUGUUUGAUUACAGACGCAAAGAUUGGAUGGAGAUGACACUUCACCAUGUCAUUACACUACUUCUGAUGGGAUUCUCAUGGGGCAUCAACUUUUCUAGAAUUGGUUGCAUGAUAGUCAUAACACAUGACGUCGCAGACAACUGGAUGGCUAGUGCAAAAAUGGCAAAAUACUGCAAGAAACAGAAGCUAUGUGAGGUGUUAUUUGGCGUGUUUGUUAUCCUGUGGCUUUUCACACGGUGCUACGUUUUCCCCUUCAAAAUGCUGUAUGCUGGUAUGGUGGAAAUCCACGAGUAUGUGGAUCGUUUUCCUGUUCACGAUAUUUUUGUUGGACUGUUGUUGUUCCUUCAAGUAUUACAUCUGCUCUGGACAUACUCAAUCCUUUCUAUAGCAUUCCAGAAGUUCACCGAAGGGGAGUUAAAGAAGGAUGUACGCAGUGACACAGAAGAUGAUGACGAUGAGACAAACAGCGAUGAUAAUGCUAAUGAAUCAAUGAAAGACUUUAACACCAUUUUGCCUCAUGUUGGUAAUGGAGACAUGGGUAAUUCUGAAGGGCUGUUACAGCGGAAGUCCUAG